UUUGUUCGCUCUCUUGUCGACACGUCAGAUACAAAAAUCUUCUCCCAAAAUGAAAACGUGGAAAUCAGCCGUUGAGAAAAAUUAAAAUUAAAAAAACUUUGUAAAACAAAUUCAAUUUUUAAUAUUUUUUAUACUGUAAAUAAAAUAAAUCUGAAAUGUGAAGUGCCGGUGAAAAAACUGUGAUCAAAGUGUACCAAGUGCAACAAAGUGUAUUGUAAUAUUUAUUUCAAAAAAAGAUAUCAACGAUUUUGUGAAUUAAUUUAUGGUGGUCGACAAUUGGAACACAAAGUGACAUAAAAAAUUAGUAUUAAUCUAAUUUAGAUAAUUAGUAUAACAAAAAUUAAAUCAGAGACUAAAUAAAAAAAAUUUGUUUAAAUUUUUAAUUAUUUAAAAAUUUUUUAAAAUUCAAAUUAAGUUUGAACAAAUGGCUUGUAAUGCAAAAUUAGUGACCGAGGAUGACCUCAUUCUCUAUAUGGACGAAUUCUCAACUGAUAGUAAAACGAAUAAAAAUAAUGAGACCCCAAAAAUCUCGGAUCGACUUUUGGAGACCGAUAACACGUAUAAUCCGAAACCCACCCACGGCCCUGAGAUUGAUGACCUUGAUCCAGAUGAGAAUCCCCCAGAUGUCGAAUCCGAUGACCGAGGCAUUGAUGACGGAUUUUUAUCUGAAAGGCCAAACAAAAAACCUGGAUAUUAUCCAACUUUUCCGAAAAAUCCACGUCCAGCGGAUCCGGAAUUACCAUCUGGAUUUGUGCCAGAUGUGAAUGUGUAUCAACAAAAAAAGACGAUUGCGGAAGGGAUGAUGAACCUGGCUUUAAUUAUUGCAAAUGGAACUCAAUUUCGAUACGUUCUUCAAAGCAGUGAUAAAAUCACGAGCACCAAGUUAAAUUUUGCAUUUUUGCAAUAUUCUGCUCUUGAAUUUUAUUCCAUCCCAGAAACUGAUACGUUCAACAGCAGAGAAUUGCUUUUAGCUCUCGGAUGGCUUUUUUCAUCAAAUAAUGCUAUUGAUACUACAUUCAGAUCGAAAAUUAUAAAUAGUUCAUUAGGAAAGGAAUCUUCUUCCCAAGUAUCCGCACAAAAACCACUCGAGAAAAUUCAAUUAUUCUCAGCGGAAGAUCAAAUGAAAAAUAUCGUUCACACUUGUACUAAAUUAAACCACAAUUUAAAACAAAUUUCCGAACUCAUUUCCGAAAAAAUAAAACUAGCAACAAAAGUACAUGCAGCAAGCAUAAACGCAAGUGGUUUACCCCAUCUUUCCGUUUUUGAAAUGGCCUUAACAAAAAGACUUUCUUCUCAAAAAAAAAAUUCGGAGGAUCAAGAAACGAUUUGGUCAUUACAAAAUUUAUCAACAAUGAUCGAUUUGCAUCCAAAAUGGAUUAAAAAGCAGCACAUUUUCUUCGAAUGGAUGAUAUCAGUCAUCGAGGAAUCAAAAUCCGCUCAAAAGCCGAUAAUUACCGAAGAAUCUUGUCUCGAAAUUUUCAAAUUCACCACUUGUCUUCGACAUUUCGUCAAAAAGAAAAUGCACAAUUUGAAACGAAAUCUGGACGAGAUUCCGAAUUUUGAUUCCGCUCCGGAUUGUGUUUCACGACUUCUCAGGAUUCAAAAUUCCGAAACUGAAGCGGAAAAUUGGGUCGAAAAGGCGAAAAAAAAUUUGGAAUUGACGGAAAAGGAAAUUGAAUUGAAGGAGAAGGAUUUGCUCAAAGAACUUAAAUCGAUGCUGAAAUUAAUUCAGAAUUGCGUUCGUGUGUGAUUUAUAAUACAAUUUUUACUUUAAGGGAAACAAUAAUUUUUGAUAAAAAAUAAAAAAUUUCAAUAGCUACUAA
Molecule: messenger RNA, 1823 nt
Organism: Belonocnema kinseyi
Lineage: Eukaryota; Metazoa; Arthropoda; Insecta; Hymenoptera; Cynipidae
Product: tubulin epsilon and delta complex protein 1-like
Exons: 5
Coding region: 425-1750 (441 amino acids)
Biological process (GO): cell adhesion; tissue regeneration
Cellular component (GO): membrane
Source: RefSeq, a predicted model, not a curated record